This is a messenger RNA of Rangifer tarandus platyrhynchus (Svalbard reindeer), 921 nucleotides long. The record is from the annotation of a GenBank genome assembly. NCBI's taxonomy places the organism in Eukaryota, Metazoa, Chordata, Mammalia, Artiodactyla, Cervidae.
AUGUACGUGAGCUACCUCCUGGACAAGGACGUGAGCAUGUAUCCCAGCUCCGUGCGCCACUCUGGCAGCCUCAACCUGGCCCCGCAGAACUUCGUCAGCCCCCCGCAGUACCCGGACUACGGCGGCUACCAUGUGGCGGCCGCGGCCGCCGCCGCCGCCAACCUGGACAGCGCGCAGUCCCCUGGGCCGUCCUGGCCGGCCGCCUACGGCGCCCCGCUCCGAGAGGACUGGAACGGCUACGCGCCGGGGGGCGCGGCGGCCACCGCCAACGCCGUAGCUCACGGCCUCAACGGGGGCUCCCCGGCCGCCGCCAUGGGCUACAGCGGGCCCGCCGACUACCACCCGCACCACCACCCGCACCACCACCCGCACCACCCGGCCGCCGCGCCCUCCUGCGCCUCCGGCCUGCUGCAGACGCUCAACCCCGGCCCCCCCGGGCCGGUCGCCACCGCCGCCGCCGAGCAGCUGUCGCCGGGCGGCCAGCGGCGGAACCUGUGCGAGUGGAUGCGGAAGCCCGCGCAGCCGGCGCUGGGCAGUCAAGUGAAAACCAGGACGAAAGACAAAUAUCGGGUCGUGUACACGGACCACCAGCGUCUGGAGCUGGAGAAGGAGUUUCACUACAGUCGCUACAUCACCAUCCGGAGGAAAGCCGAACUGGCCGCCACGCUGGGGCUCUCGGAGAGGCAGGUUAAAAUUUGGUUUCAGAACCGCAGAGCAAAGGAAAGGAAAAUCAACAAGAAGAAGUUGCAACAGCAGCAGCAACAGCCGCCCCCUCCUUCUGGGCCACAGCCUCCCCAGCCACAGCCAGGGCCACUGAGAAGCGUCCCGGAGCCUCUGAGUCCGGUGUCUUCCCUGCAAGGCUCGGUGCCUGGGGUUCUGGGGCCAGCUGGGGGGGUGUUAAACCCCACUGUCACCCAGUGA